Anopheles stephensi (Asian malaria mosquito) is the source of this 1036-nucleotide messenger RNA. RefSeq lists its product as uncharacterized. The transcript has 3 exons. The coding region runs from base 145 to 669 and encodes 174 amino acids. The record is from RefSeq and is a predicted model, not a curated record. NCBI's taxonomy places the organism in Eukaryota, Metazoa, Arthropoda, Insecta, Diptera, Culicidae.
GUCAGUCAGUCAGCAUCAGCAUUGCGCAGUGUGAGACGCUCCUCGGGACAAGUUCCAGUGCCUGCUGCCUGCUGGAAAACGAAUCUAAAACUUUGCGCCAUCGAUCCGGUGCCACAACACGCAGUACACUGCCAAUAGCGCAAAAUGGAGCGAUACCUACGAUUUUACAUCAAAUUUCAAGGAUACAUGAUCGGUGUGUUUACGGUGCUGUUCUCCAUUCUGCUAACGAUUGUGAUAUUCGAGUCGAACGAAGUGUACUAUCCGAUGGAGUUUUAUUACAACUACCGCUUCAUGGGCAGUACGGCCCUGGUGCUGGGACUGUUUUGGUUUGUUGCUGGUCUGUGCUUCCUGUACGGUGUGCAUCGCGAAAUCAAGCAGUGCCUACUUCCGUUCGCCCUGCUCUACAUACUCGACCUGUGCCUGCUGGCCAUCCGGGAUAUUGUGAUGAUUUGGCACGAUCGUCGCUGGUACACGAUGGUGUUUGUGAACAUACCGUCAUUAAUUGCAGUGCUGUACAUCACAUGCUAUUUGUUCAUGACGCUGAUCGCUCUGGCGCGUUUGUUCAGCACCGAUCCGAAGCCGCAGACGGGUGAUAAUUUUGUACGGUUCAACAACGGCAUCACAAACCCGGUCGCACUGGAGGAUGAAGCGGCCCUGGUGGAAGGAUAGUCCCUGCUAAGCAUUCUCUCCCAUUCGCUUCUUGUCGUGGGAUGGUAUCAGUGUGUGUGUGUGUUUUGUAUUGUGUGUUAGCCACACUACGUUUAUCAGUAGUGAAGUCCUCAUUGUCUAAUCUUCCAUGUUUCGGCGACAUUAGCGUUAGGGAAAGCAUUGUUUUGUGAUUGAUUACAUGGGAACCGUGUGUAGAUUUAAAAUAGGCAAAAUGGAUGGAAAAUUUUGCGCCGUUUGUAGCGCCGUCCCCACUCUAAACUAUUCUAAUUUUAGUAAUAAAAGUGCGCCUGACAGUACGGCAUCGGGGUCCGUCUUUAUUAAUAAAUAAAUAAGCAAUAAAAGUGAGUCAAUACAUUUUACAUUUACA